AUGCUGGGUGUCUGUUCCGACCGGAACUUUCUUGUUACCGCGAAGGGCUACUUGGGGCUCGGCCCGCGAGGGGCGCGUAAGGGGGAUUUGGUGUGCGUCGUGUAUGGAUGUCCGGUGCCGCUGCUUAUCAGGCUUAACCGCUCGGAAUUCGAGAUCGUCGGAGACGCGUACGUGUACGGGAUUAUGAAGGGCGAAGUCAUGGAUCAGGUCAAGGAAGGCUCACUAUCGGCUGAAGAUGUAACGUUCAUUUGA
Lasiosphaeria miniovina is the source of this 252-nucleotide messenger RNA. RefSeq lists its product as uncharacterized. Bases 1 to 252 code for a protein of 83 amino acids. NCBI's taxonomy places the organism in Eukaryota, Fungi, Ascomycota, Sordariomycetes, Sordariales, Lasiosphaeriaceae. The transcript has a single exon. The record is from RefSeq and is a predicted model, not a curated record.